AUGGAUGGUAAUUUUUCGGCGAAGCGAUUGGACGGUUCUGGAUCUGCAGAUCCAAGAAUAUUCCGGAGCCGAUAUUUCAUUUCCGAGGCACAAGUUGAUCAAUUCAAGGCUGAUGUUCAACGUCACUCUGGUGGACGCUCUGUGGCAGACUCGACAACAGGUGCCUGCACAGAAAACUGGACCGCAGCAAAGUCUUUCGAAAAGAACAAAAUCACUGUGUUCGAUCAGACUGGGAUUUUUCUUCUGGCAUGUCGUCAUGGGAUCAUUGAGGUCGUAAGUGAGAUGAAGCGCAGUGGUGAACUCGCAAAGUAUGAUGUCUGCGGUGCUGACCAAGCAAUUGGACAUGACAUCGCUUGCUCGUCCCGAAAAACAAUCGCAUCAAGCUCCAUUGGAGCCAAGGCGGCCGAACUCAAAUUACAGGUUGUCGUAAAUGCAUUCCAUGGGUUUUCCCAUGACCACCGUUGUGCUUUUUUAUAUAAUAAUUAUGUCCAAGCGCUUCAGAUUAUCAAGACCAACAUGCCCUUGCUUGACGAGUUUAAGCGUGUUCAGAAUAUCAUUGACCUGGACUUCGUAAAUUGGCGAAAUGAGGAGUAUGAGUACCUCAGUCAAGUUGCCGUGGAACCUGCUUCGGAUGCCGUUGCGGUCGCUUAUGUGGAACAGCUGGAGAAACUUCGAUUUGCAGAAGAGAAUUAUGGCAAUGCCACAUCUAUACCCUUUCUGACGUACACUCCUGCCAAUUUCACCAAUACCUCCGGUCUCAAUUCCAAUGCACGCAACACUUCCAAGGCCUUUGAAACUGACUAUGCCUCUGCGCUACGCAAGUACGAGCUUCAAUUGAACGUCGUUGAAAAUUUCGAGCAGCAUCAUGGCAUCCGAGAGCGGUGGACACCGCACCACCCAGACUAUGUGAAAGCAGCGCAAUAUUCCCAGGAAAGGCAAUUUAUUCGGUUGGUUGAAGAGUUGGAGGGUUUGGUUGUUCGGCGUCUUUUCGAGAUGUCAAAAGCCAAUCUCGCUGGCACAGGUUACAAGAUGCGGAAGUAUAUAUCAAAGGCGAUUACACGACGUUCUGCCGCCAUCAGAACAGCCUUGGACAGGUACAACAAACUGGCGCCCUUACAAGAUCCACCACGUCCUAUCCUUGACUACUCCGAAGUGGUCGGAUACGCUUGCCUUGGUGAAUUCUCACUUUUAAAGCACUCACGCCAUCAAAUCCUCACCAAGCCAUGGUCGGUAUCUGCCAAUCGUGAGAUGGCUGCAAAGUACUUCAAGUUGGUGCGAUCACAUGAAGAGAUUGUUCGCCUCAAUGUCGAAAUCAAGCGCUUACAGAGCUGGGUCGAGCACGAGGACAGGAGCAUACUGAACGCCAUUGAUUCCCUUCUCGCUGAUGACACAGAAGCUUUGCUUGUAGCUGAACUGAAGGAAUUUCACGCCAAGCGCCACUGCAUCAACACUAAUCAUCGCAAACACCUUCAAAAGAUAUACGCACUUGAGGGAUAUACAGGUGAAAGGGUGCAAACGAUUGUUCACUCGACGGUGCCGGACGGAGACAAAGAUGAUGGGCAGGAUGACGAAGUGAAUGAGGAGGCAGUAAGGCUUGAGGAUUUGGUGUCGCAUCUCACAUUGUAA
Messenger RNA from Suillus paluster, 1626 nucleotides. RefSeq lists its product as uncharacterized. The transcript has 6 exons. The record is from RefSeq and is a predicted model, not a curated record. Lineage: Eukaryota; Fungi; Basidiomycota; Agaricomycetes; Boletales; Suillaceae. The coding region runs from base 1 to 1626 and encodes 541 amino acids.